Arctia plantaginis is the source of this 1569-nucleotide messenger RNA. The record is from the annotation of a GenBank genome assembly. NCBI's taxonomy places the organism in Eukaryota, Metazoa, Arthropoda, Insecta, Lepidoptera, Erebidae.
AUGGCUGAAUCAGCUACAGAAAUUCCUAUAAGUAUUGAAAAUACAGUCAGAGAAGCUGUUAAAAAUGUUACAGACAAACCACCGACGAGUAUUGAAGGCGUCGCGAUUGCAUACUUGAGUUUAGUGAUUAUGGCUAUUUUACCCAUAUUUUUCGGAUCUUUUAGGUCAGUGAAAUACUUGAAAGAGCAAAAGGAUGCAGGAGGCCGAACGGAAACGAUGUCAAAUAAAGACGCCUUGAUGUUCCCUAUAAUUGCCUCAUGUGCGCUAUUCGCUCUCUACGUGUUCUUUCAAUUUUUCUCUAAAGAAUAUAUUAAUCUGUUACUCACUGGGUACUUCUUCUUCCUCGGAGUGCUCGCGCUGAGUCAUCUUCUCAGCCCAAUAAUUUCGUUCAUGGUGCCGGCGUCGAUCCCGAAUGUGUCGUACCACAUCCACUUCACGCGGGGCGAGCGGGACACUCGCUCUGACAUCAUCAACUACAAAUUUACUUCGUAUGACGUCAUCUGUGUACUCAUCUCUCUCUGUCUGGGCGCCUGGUACUUAUUUAAGAAGCACUGGAUCGCCAACAAUCUCUUCGGCAUAGCUUUCGCUAUCAACGGUGUGGAGCUCCUACAUCUGAACAACGUAGUCACCGGCUGCAUCCUGCUCUGCGGGCUGUUCCUCUACGACAUAUUCUGGGUGUUCGGCACCAAUGUCAUGGUUACCGUUGCCAAAAGCUUUGAAGCACCCAUUAAACUGGUGUUCCCCCAAGACUUAUUGGUGAACGGUUUAGACGCGAGUAACUUCGCCAUGUUGGGUCUUGGAGACAUCGUUGUGCCCGGUAUCUUCAUCGCGUUGUUGUUGCGCUUUGACAAAAGCUUGCAGCGGAAUUCCGAGUUCUACUUUAGGUGCAGUAACUUCAGAGAUCGCUCUCGAAAUACGCUUAUUAUUUAUAGAUAUUACUACAUUUUUUUAGGUAUGAGCUUUUACAGCAAAAGAAAAGCAAAGCAUGAAUAUUACUUCUAUAAAACGCACUGGAUCGCCAACAAUCUCUUCGGCAUAGCUUUCGCUAUCAACGGUGUGGAGCUCCUACAUCUGAACAACGUAGUCACCGGCUGCAUCCUGCUCUGCGGGCUGUUCCUCUACGACAUAUUCUGGGUGUUCGGCACCAAUGUCAUGGUUACCGUUGCCAAAAGCUUUGAAGCACCCAUUAAACUGGUGUUCCCCCAAGACUUAUUGGUGAACGGUUUAGACGCGAGUAACUUCGCCAUGUUGGGUCUGGGAGACAUCGUUGUGCCCGGUAUCUUCAUCGCGUUGUUGUUGCGCUUUGACAAAAGCUUGCAGCGGAAUUCCGAGUUCUACUUUAGGGCGACGUUCUCGGCGUACAUCCUGGGGCUGCUGGCGACGAUCCUGGUGAUGCACGUGUUCAAGCACGCGCAGCCCGCGCUGCUGUACCUGGUGCCGGCCUGCAUCGGCACGCCGCUCACGCUCGCGCUGCUGCGGGGGGACAUCAACGCGCUCUUCAGUUACGAGGACCAGCCUGCGAUAGUGGAAUCCACAAGCACCACAAGCAAGUCGAAAAAGUCUGAAUAA